AUUUUUGCACAUUCUAAUAUUCAAGCUUUGUUUAGGGAGUUUUUAGUGAACAGGGUAAAAGAUUGAGGAGUUUUUUUUUGUUUCGUGGCUCAAGUCAGACAAAGUUGAAGCGGCCCAGCUUUGGCCCCACACUGUUUAUGUGUGUGUCUAUCUACACGUUUGUGUAUCUGUGUGCAUGAAUGCAUGCCUGUGUGUGUGUGUCACAGAGGCUCCACAGCACCUGACCCACCCACCAGCAGCAUUUGUCCUGAGAAGCCGGGAGCAGACGGGGAGAAGCCACCACCGAAGCCGACCAGGGACAAAAGGAUAGCGGCGGGGAAGGAAGGAGAACACGGUUGCAGCCGAGCAGGAGGAAACGCCACAGCAGCCGGCAGCAGGAGUUGUUAGCAGGAGGAGUGUUGACGUCCAACCGAAGAUGACUACGUACACGGCGACUCUGAACGGCCCCGCGCCGUGGGGCUUCAGACUACAGGGUGGAAAGGACUUCAACAUGCCACUCAUCGUCUCCAGGAUAACUCCGGGCAGCAAGGCAGUGGGCGGCAGCUUGUCCCAGGGCGACAUCAUCUCAGCCAUCGAUGGGGUCAGCACUGAGGGGAUGACGCACAUGGAUGCCCAAAACAAGAUCAAGUCUGGCUCCACCAAGCUGUCACUCACCAUGCAAAAAUCAAAACGUGCUGCAGCAUUUUCCACAGCAACUCCAAGAAUGGACUCACCCAUGUCAGUCAUCCCCCACCAGAAGGAGUUCGAACAAGCGAAAGAGGAGCUUGGGCCUAAACAUUUUGGAGAGGAAGUUCAAAUGGUGGAGGCAAUGUCUUGUGACAUUUUCCAGGAAAACAAGGCCUCUGAAAGGAACCUCUUCCAAGUCCCUAAAAAAGAUCCAGCGCUCUUCUCGACCCCGAUCAAAGCUCCUGCCUCCUGCACACCGCCUGCAGUAUCUUCACCAGGCCAGUGGAUGCAGUACAAUUCCCCAAAGGGCCUUUACUCCGCUGAAACUAUCAGAGAAAUGAUGCUGAUGCAGGGCAAGUCAGGACAGGGGUCAGCAGCUUCCCCGGGAGUUCCAUCACUGGGUGUGGAGUACACUCCCAGCUUCAACCCCAUUGCCCUGAAAGACUCGGCCCUGUCCACUCACAAACCCAUUGAGGUGAGGGGUCCCGGUGGGAAGGCCACCAUUGUUCACGCUCAGUACAACACACCGAUCAGCAUGUACUCACAGGACGCCAUCAUGGACGCCAUUGCUGGGCAGUCGCAGGUCAAAGGACACGAAGGUGAGGCGGGCUCCCCCUUGUCUGGAUCUCUGCCCAUGAGGGACCCCGUGAUAGACUGCGCGUCCCCGGUUUACCAGAUGGUGAUCCGGUCAGAAGAGAACCAGGAGAUGUCUGACUGGGUCCGUCGUUCUGCCACCCUGCAGUCCAAGAGCUUCAGGAUGCUGGCCCACAUCACUGGCACUGAAUACAUGCAAGACCCAGAUGAGGAAGCUCUGCAGAGGUCGAGAGAUAAGUUUGAGUCGGAGGUGAAAGGGCCCCGCUUUGCCAAGCUGAAGAACUGGCACCAAGGACUGUCUUCACAGAUCCUCAACGUCCAGCAAUAAAGAGGAGGAGGAGCGAGGAAGAGGAGGAGGAGGAGGACAUGGACAAAAGCACAGAAGUUAACAAGAAGAGGGGAUACAUUAUGUAGGGAUUAAGAAGGAACAGAAGGAGGAGGAAACUCCCCAGGAAUGUGAGAUAGUGGUGUAGUCUAGAUUAGUACUUGAAAUACUAAAUGUUAGUGUGAGAAUGCUAUGUGUUCAUAAGCUCGAUAUUACCUGUCAAAUGUAUGUGUCCGCUGCUAAGACCUGAUCCCGCAUUUGGGAUUUUCUUUGUUUCUUUGUUUCCUAUUUUUGUGGGUUUCUGUCUCUCUUAAAUGAAAGGCAAAUUGUAAAAAAAAAAAUCUCAAGUGAAAAUGCAGAACUGAUGUUUCUUUUAGGACAUAAACCGCGUUGACAAACGUACGGGUUCUAACACUAAGCAUGCUUGUGAGAAGGCACGCAAGGACAAAUGCACACUUGGAGAUUAAUGUAAGUGCACAAAUAUAGUAUUGUAAAAAAAGAAAUGCACUCACAAAUGUACUUAUAUCAAUGUGAAUAAAUGUUUUCUUAAAACCA
This is a messenger RNA of Pseudoliparis swirei, 2140 nucleotides long. RefSeq names its product LIM domain binding 3b (gene ldb3b). Lineage: Eukaryota; Metazoa; Chordata; Actinopteri; Perciformes; Liparidae. Gene Ontology annotation, molecular function: actin binding; muscle alpha-actinin binding. The record is from RefSeq and is a predicted model, not a curated record. The transcript has 9 exons. Gene Ontology annotation, biological process: muscle structure development; heart development; actin cytoskeleton organization. Bases 416 to 1588 code for a protein of 390 amino acids. Gene Ontology annotation, cellular component: adherens junction; stress fiber; filamentous actin.